UUGGGGAACAGAUAUCAAUUUAGGGUUUUUCUUUACCGUAAACCUUUUGAGAUUGACGCAAUCUUCCGCGACUACCGGGAUAGAAAUAAGGGGUGGCAUAGAAACAGUAGAAAUGAAGGCAAACUGAAUGAGCACAAAAUGACUAGGUUGUCUUUCAGGCCACGGCCACUUGAUAUUCACAAGAAACUCCCCAUUGUCAAGUCCAUCAAGGACUUUGAAGAUGAUGAAACGCCUACUUCUACCCGUAAUUCCCAAUUGCUACGUAUUUUUCCUGAGGUUGAUAAUGAGGUACUUCCAGUUCCUAGCAAUCCCAAUAAGAAAGUGGCUUCUGAAAUACCUACACCUCAGUUUGUUGUUGUGGAUACAUACGAAAGGGAUUACUCUUGCACUUUCUCUCAACCAAAUUCUUACUUGCGGGCUAGAGGAGCUCGGGCUGAGAUUGGAGAGUUUGUGGAGUAUGACUUGGACGACGAAGAUGAAGAUUGGCUUUUAGAGUUUAACGAAGAAAGGAAGAUUCUGACACCUGAGAUGUUUGAGAGCCUUAUUUUCAAGUUGGAGGUGUUGGAUCAUAAAGCUCGUGAAAGAGCUGGAAUUAUAACGCCUACUCUUGGUUCACCAAUUCCUGUGCAGCUACGGCUUGACACUGCUAUUGAGGCCCUGCAAGCCCAGUCGUUCAAAUAUUCAAUUAUCCAGUCCGGGUAUGAUUACUGGAAAGAUAAGCGAGAACGGUGGCAAAAGCCAAUUUUGCGACAAUUGCAGCCACCUCCACCUGUCAACGAUACAAACCCAUAUAAUGUCUUUCGGCCAAGGGAAAAAGCUCACAGGCUUCACACAAGAAGGAUGCAAAGGCGAGAAAACAAUGUGCAGUCAUUUGAAAAGCUUCGUCAGGUCAGGCGCAACCUUGACCAAGCUAAGAGCUUGUUGCAGGCUUUAAUCAUGAGGGAGGAGAAAAAAAGAGAAGUAAUGGACAGUGAAGUUACACUACAGAGGAUGCAAAUGAAGUACAAGCAAGAAACUGAAUUUUUGGAAGACAGCUUAGCAUUCCCUGGAUUCACUCCCUUCUCUUCCAAAUUUGUUUCAAGUGAGGAGGAAUUUUUUGAUUCAGAAGAUAUCAUGACUAGCCGUCCUCAUACACGGUCUUCUGCAGUACAGAGUCUGCCUUCCUAUGACACCAACCUGCCCAUGGUUCCUACAGUUUUCACAAAGCAAGAGUUUAAGAGGCGAUAUGUCCCACAAGGGUGGCCUCAUAAACUGGAUCCUCUUGAGCCAGUUUUGUUGUUCACAAAACCGUUACUUCCAGAGAAGUUGGCCAUGGCAGGCAUUUUGCCACCAUCAGAUUCUUUUACUGAAAAUGGGGUGUCAACACAAUCAUAUAGAUUCAGUGGAAGAAUUGGCAGAGGGGGCCGUAUAAUAUUUGACAGAUGGAAUCCACUUUUGCAAACUCCAAUUGACUGUGGUAACUCUUAUUAUAUGCCACCAAAACCACGGCCUUCAUUCAACAUGUAAUUAAUCUCUUUGUCAAUUCUGCAGCUGAAGUUAGUACCCUUCUGGUUGAUAAUAAUUAUUAAUUAGGAGGGUACGGUGUGGCAGUGUAAUUGUAAGGGUAACACAAAUGAUUCUAGAUGAAUUUUACUGGGGCUGGAAGCCAUAUGCAAACAGAGCCAAACCUGAUUAAUAUGUGUUGAAUUCAUAGUCCUAUAGCGUGGA
Messenger RNA from Gastrolobium bilobum, 1707 nucleotides. RefSeq lists its product as uncharacterized. Gene Ontology annotation, biological process: regulation of transcription by RNA polymerase II. The coding region runs from base 139 to 1506 and encodes 455 amino acids. Gene Ontology annotation, cellular component: piccolo histone acetyltransferase complex. The record is from RefSeq and is a predicted model, not a curated record. The transcript is spliced from 13 exons. NCBI's taxonomy places the organism in Eukaryota, Viridiplantae, Streptophyta, Magnoliopsida, Fabales, Fabaceae.